Molecule: messenger RNA, 867 nt
Organism: Ylistrum balloti
Lineage: Eukaryota; Metazoa; Mollusca; Bivalvia; Pectinida; Pectinidae
Product: dorsal-ventral patterning tolloid-like protein 1
Exons: 6
Coding region: 1-867 (288 amino acids)
Biological process (GO): proteolysis
Molecular function (GO): metalloendopeptidase activity
Source: RefSeq, a predicted model, not a curated record
AUGUGCAGGCUUUGUAUAGAGAAGGAUGAAACAUCCACAGGAUCGGGGCGUGAGUUCCUAUACUUAAGAACGGACUGUAAGAACAAAAGAAAUAUAACAACGUCACUGCUAGUAAUAAUAGGACUAUUCCAUGAACAUCAAAGACCUGACAGGGACCAGUACAUACAAGUACACAUGGAUAACGUACAGGACGAUGUGAGGAAAUCUUUCAAGAGGUUAACCUCCAACAAUACAAAUCAGUUUGGGUUUCCGUACGAUUUCCACUCCAUUACCCACUACGGACAGUACGCUUACGCUAAAAAUACGUCAUUGCCUACCAUUACAACCAACGUGACUGAAGUCGGAUUUGGCGAAAACACCGUCCUCAGCUACUAUGACGUGCGUAAAGUACAGAUGUUGUACUCAUGUGCGAAAGUUUCAGGCUACGCAAUGUUUCGAGGCCAGCUCAAUCUUUUUAAACAAGAAGCGUUUGAUAAGUUCUACCCGCAAUGGCACAACAGCUCUGAGGAUCUCCCGGUUUACAUGAAAAGGGACUGUUAUAAAAACAGCACUGAUAUUUACACCUUGACUGUCCUGCACGGCGCCAAAUGGACGAGUAAGCUCCCCUUACCGCCGGGUAACUUCAGUAUUUCUGUGGAUGUAUGUAUCGCCACUUUCUCUAAUGCGAUAAAAUCCUUCAUUGAGAUGAAGAUGGGAACAGACACCUCGAGAUUCGACCACUUAAAACCAAGCCAGCGUGGGCAAUGGGAAAACCUCAAUGUGACGUACACUUCACUUGCCGAAUGGAACUUGGUUCUGAAAGCUCACAUCCUGUGGGGAGAAGAUGUACUGGCUGUGGACAAUCUCGUCGUCACCCCCAAUGUCUAA